AUGACAAACAGCUCCUUCUCCUGCACAGUUUACAGAAAUCUGGAACCAUUCACCUACUUUUUUUACUUGGUUUUCCUUGCUGGAAUUAUUGGAAGCUGUUUUGCAGUCUGGGCAUUCACACAGAAAAACACAAAUCAUAGGUGUGUAAGCAUAUACUUAAUUAAUUUGCUUACAGCCGAUUUCCUGCUUACUCUGGCAUUACCAGUGAAAAUUGUUGUCGACUUGGGCGUGGCACCCUGGAAGAUGAGGAUAUUCCACUGUCAAGUAACAGCCUGCCUCAUCUAUAUUAAUAUGUACUUAUCAAUUAUCUUCUUGGCAUUUGUCAGCAUUGAUCGCUAUCUUCAGUUGAUACACAGCUGCAAAAUUUAUCGAAUACAAGAACCUGGAUUUGCCAAAAUGAUAUCAACUGUCGUGUGGCUAAUGGUCCUUCUUAUAAUGGUGCCGAACAUGAUGAUUCCCAUCAAAGACAUCAAGGAAAAGUCAAAUGUGGGCUGUAUGGACUUCAAAACAGAGUUUGGGAAAAACUGGCACUUGCUAACAAAUUUCCUAUGUAUAGCAAUAUUUUUAAAUUUCUCAGCCAUUAUUUUAAUAUCCAACUGCCUUGUAAUUCGACAACUCUACAGAAACAAAGAUAAUGAAAAUUAUACAAAUGUGAAAAGGGCUCUUACCAACAUACUUUUAGUGACUGCAGGGUAUAUCAUAUGUUUUGUUCCUUACCACAUUGUCCGAAUCCCAUACACCCUCAGCCAGACAGAAGUUAUAUCCGACUGCUCAACCAGGAAUUCACUCUUCAAAGCCAAGGAAGCCACACUGCUUCUAGCUGUGUCAAACUUGUGUUUCGAUCCCAUCUUGUACUAUCACCUCUCAAAAGCAUUCCGCUUAAAGAUCACUAAGACAUUUACCUCACAUAAGGGGACCAGGACUCAAAAAGAAAAUUCAAGAUAUGAAAACAAUACAUAA
This is a messenger RNA of Orycteropus afer afer, 960 nucleotides long. Lineage: Eukaryota; Metazoa; Chordata; Mammalia; Tubulidentata; Orycteropodidae. The record is from RefSeq and is a predicted model, not a curated record.